UUUGUUAAAAUUAUUCCAAAAAAGACGAUGUUCCCUGGAGCUCGGGGAUGCGGUUUAAAACACCAUCAAUGGCCGCCAUGGUAGGGAGAUGCCAUCAGGUCUCCCUUGACAUUGGCCUCCCCUGCUCCCAUUCCCUAGCCAAACGUUGAUCCUAACCCUAGAAGGAGGUUCUGAUCGGCAUUCGGAGGUCGGUCAUGGCGGCCGAGCGGGCGUGGGAGGCGACGCCGCCGCCGGUCAUCGGAAAAGCCGGGAGCUACACGGUCUUCCUGACCCCUCCGGCGACGCCAAAUCCCUCCGAGGCCCCGAGAUCCCCAGUUCCCAGCCCUGGGUCUAAUCCUAGCUCCGGCCCUCGAAAGGUCGCUCCUUUGCCUCCCAAGUCUCCUCCCUCCCCUCCUCCUCCUUCUCCCGUGCAGGUUCCCCCGCUGAAUUUCGAGAAGCCGCGUACCGAGUCGUCGGGCUCCGCGUUCGGGUUCUUCUGGGACGCGGUCGCCAAAGUCCAAGAUGUGCAUUCGCGCUUGGAUGAGUACUUGGCAAAUGUGUUGGGGCUGGAUCAGUCGAAGUAUCAGUGGGCUUUGAACGAUUACUACGAAAACAAAGGAGCGGUAAAGGAAAGUGGCAAAGCAAAAGGACUUGUUACCAAACAGCAAGUUGUGUAAUUUGUUGUGUUACUUCGACAUUAUGCAGUUCUUAUGACUGCACAUUUAAUGCCGUAUGAUGAAAAUUCCAUCUGAAUAAUUUACGCAAAAGCAUGUGGAGAGAGGACUAUCCAUUGGAAAGCUGGGUCUCAUUACUUCAGAUGCCAUUCUGUCUUUGCUAAUUAUGGUGUGGCUUCCAAGUCAUGGAGUCUAUUGCUAUUUAAAAUGCUAUCAUCUGUAGAUCAAUUUGUUCUUAUCAUCUAUGAGCAAUGAAUUAGAGGUCGGAGUUUUGUUUUUGACCUUGCUACGAUCUUCUUAUUGGAAAAAUGACAAAUAUGCAUUCUCUUAUGCACAGAGUCUUUG
Elaeis guineensis (African oil palm) is the source of this 998-nucleotide messenger RNA. RefSeq lists its product as uncharacterized. The record is from RefSeq and is a predicted model, not a curated record. NCBI's taxonomy places the organism in Eukaryota, Viridiplantae, Streptophyta, Magnoliopsida, Arecales, Arecaceae.